AUGGCCCAAGAUGAACUAUUUAUCGUAACUUACCAAUAUCCGAUUUUGCGUGACACCACAACUAUUCCAGGAAACGGCAAAGCAGUAAUUCGAUUUUUGACGGGUAACCCUGGAGUUUGGGCUUUCCAUUGCCAUGUCGAGUGGCACCUCGAAGUUGGGAUGUUGGCCCAAUUUAUUGAACUUCCGGAAGAAAUUAAAUUAUUGGAAAAACCAACAUUGGCACAAUCUGUGUUCUACUCAUUAAACAGAUUCAUUAUAAUAAUUUCUGAAUGGCUAAUUUUGAUUUAG
Messenger RNA from Dentiscutata erythropus, 288 nucleotides. The record is from the annotation of a GenBank genome assembly. Lineage: Eukaryota; Fungi; Glomeromycota; Glomeromycetes; Diversisporales; Gigasporaceae.